Molecule: messenger RNA, 2208 nt
Organism: Anastrepha ludens (Mexican fruit fly)
Lineage: Eukaryota; Metazoa; Arthropoda; Insecta; Diptera; Tephritidae
Exons: 3
Coding region: 349-2148 (599 amino acids)
Source: RefSeq, a predicted model, not a curated record
AGUGAAGUACAAGAAGUAAGCGUAGCCAGAAGUAAUUAACCGGCAUCCGAAAAACACGUACGCGCAGCUAAAUACAACCGGCAGCGCAUGAGCCCACGUGAUGAACGCUGAAUUCUUUCUAAUGUAAGACGCACUUUGCCAAACUAAGAGGCCACCUUCCAAUGACAGUUAGAUUGGUUCAAUGCUUCCGAGUCACAUAGAAUGAUAAGGGUAGAGGUGUUGUCCACAUGAAAAUUCUGCAUUUCUAUUGGAUCUUUUCGAAAAUGGGUAUAAAAGGCGUGUGCCUUGAAUACUUCUGAACAAUACGGCAACGUAUAAUUUAAGAAUGCUCGCUAGCGGCACUCAAGCAUGUGGUUAAUAUUUCUUAUUUGGAGCUUUGGCGCUAGCACCGUUGCUAGCCUGUACACGCCACGCUGUUCCAACAGUGGUCCUCCAGUGUGUGCGACGAAUGGCCAGGAAUAUCUUUAUUUCGGCAACGAAUGCAAACUGAAUGCGUAUAUUUACCAACAACAAUUCCAGGAAAAACCGAUUCCCGUCAGGACGGACAUGGACAAUUGUUUGUUCCAUUGUUAUGAAAUUGUUUGCCCAUCGGUAUAUAAACCCGUUUGUGUGCAGCAAGUGCCUGCAGGGCCGAUAACAACGGUCGCGCAUCCAUGUCUAGUGAACCGACUGAUUUGCGAGACUAAACAGCAUUGGAAAAUCAUUAGCGAAGGACCUUGCAUCCCGGAUUAUAGUUUCUCUUCUGCAACAGCACAAGAUUACCAAACGUAUGAUCUUAGUUCUGCACCUUACGAUGGCUCAGCUCAAGCUCAAUUACCAACGCCACCUUCCUAUGGAUCUCAGGGCCAAGAUUACGAUGUAGCAGCUCUUAUACCUUUACUUGGCAAUGCGCCAUCACCAUCGUGGUACGGUGUUCAAGAAACAGAUUAUGCAGUGCCAGCUCCUGCUUCUAUCUAUGAUCUUAACCCCGCCCCUGCUCCUUAUGACGGCUCAGCUCAAACUCAAACACCAACGCCAGUCUCGUAUGCAGCUCAGGGUCAAGAUUAUAAAGCACCAGAUCCUGCACCUACACUUUACGCUGCUCCACCAACAUCAGCGUACGGAGAUCAAGGCAAAGAUUAUGCAGCGCCAGCUCCUGCUUCUAUCUAUGAUCUUAACCCGGCUCCUACGCCUUGUGACGGCUCAGCUCAAACUCAAACACCAGCGCUAGUCUCGUAUGCAGCUCAGGAUCAAGAUUAUAAAGCACCAGAUCCUGCACCUACACUUUACGCUGCUCCACCAACAUCAGCGUACGGAGAUCAAGGCAAAGAUUAUGCAGCGCCAGCUCCUGCUUCUAUCUAUGAUCUUAACCCGGCUCCUACGCCUUGUGACGGCUCAGCUCAAACUCAAACACCAGCGCUAGUCUCGUAUGCAGCUCAGGAUCAAGAUUAUAAAGCACCAGAUCCUGCGCCUAUACUUUAUAAUGUUCCAAAUUGGAAUACGGCACCACGCCCAUUUUCAUACGCAGGUCAAAGUCAAACUUGCACAGCCUCAGCUGCUGCUCCUCUAAUUAAUUCUGUGGCGGACCAAAGUCCAAUAUCACCACCAUAUUCUUACGGAGUUAUAGGCCAAUCUAACGAAGUACCUGCAGCCCCAGCUCCUGCUCCGGUAUCUUAUUCUGGGUCAGACCAAUAUGCAGCACCAUCACCGUUUUCCUAUAUAAUUCCAUUAGAAACAGCAAAAUCAGCUGCGUACUCAGACCCAAAUCAGUAUCAAGUACCUGCACCAUCACAUUUUGUAGAGCCAUUACCCUUUGCUGCUCCAGACAAAAGCUCAUAUCCAUCACUACCGUAUUACAAGUCACCACUACAGCCAGAUCCUGUAUCUGCUUCCUAUUCAGUGCCAUACCCAUUUGCAGCACCACAACAAGCAUCAGAUGCUAAUAUGCAAUCAACACCAACUCCAAAUCCGUACGUUGCCCCCAUUCCAGAUUUCGCAGAUUAUCUAAGAGGGAAGCUCGGACGAUAUCCGGACCCAGUAUUCGAUAACAGUUACUCAGAACUGGCAACAGCAUUAAAUAUUGCACGACUUUUCCGGUGGCUGCGUUUGCCUUUCGGACCAAUUUAUUACCGGCCGAAUUACAUUCAUAUUAUUUAUAACGAGGAUUAGAUAACGGUUCAACAAGUAAUUGCCAUGUGUUACAAGUUAUGACCCAUAAUGGGUGAAACG